Spodoptera littoralis (African cotton leafworm) is the source of this 399-nucleotide messenger RNA. The record is from the annotation of a GenBank genome assembly. NCBI's taxonomy places the organism in Eukaryota, Metazoa, Arthropoda, Insecta, Lepidoptera, Noctuidae.
AUGGCUAAAGCGUCACUCUCUCAUCCAGCCAAAUCAAGAAUGUCCAAUUUAAUGAAAAUAACCUUACAGCAUUAUUUACCUACUUAUACCGUUUUGCGCACUUCAGCACUUGUCAAUGACAAGCAGUUUUAUGAUAAUGGCGAAAAGGUCGUGAGAGACGAUCGCGUACACAAACAAAGCCAUGCGUGCGAAGUGGUCGGUGCGGCGGUGGAGGCGACGGACGCAGACAAAGCCGCGACGGAGCAAGUCGUCGAUCUCCCCCGAAUUAGUCCUGGCCGGGGCGCUGACCUCUGCGGGCCACGCGCCCGCCGCCCGCACCACCGCUCCGUCACUAAUCAGCGUCGUGCGGGACACGCACUACGUCCAUCCCUCGGCAAAACUAAACGCCAUCGAUACUGA